This is a messenger RNA of Nicotiana attenuata, 1218 nucleotides long. Its product is annotated as B3 domain-containing protein At1g49475-like. The transcript has 4 exons. NCBI's taxonomy places the organism in Eukaryota, Viridiplantae, Streptophyta, Magnoliopsida, Solanales, Solanaceae. Gene Ontology annotation, molecular function: DNA binding. Bases 580 to 1119 code for a protein of 179 amino acids. The record is from RefSeq and is a predicted model, not a curated record.
AAAUUUGACACUUUUCCCCUAAACUUUAGUCGAGAAAAAACUGCCCACAAAAUAACCCAAAUCUAACCAACCUAAAAAGAACCGUAGAAAUUGGGAGAAAUUCCCCUUAAACCCUAAAACUCAGUCAAGUUCGGGUCCUAAAACGGGUCUGUGUAUUCGGUCCUAUAAGUCCCUUCGAAAAUCCCGCACUCAAAUCUCUAGAAUCUAUUUUUCGAUUUGCAUUGGCUGUCAGCUCUGAUUCGGGUUUCUAUUUUGACCCGUUAGUGGAACAGUGAGUCUUGUCCACUCUAACCAAUUGAAGUAUCAGUUAGUAAAGGAGCUGAUUUAUUGAGUAUUUUGGUCACAAGCAGAUUUCGGCCAAUGAGUCCAGAUGAGGGGAUUGAUUUUUCUCGCUGCAGUCUCAAUAAUCAAAACUUUAACAUUACCUUACCACACGAAGAGCGGACCGCAGAGAAGGUAGAGAGACGCCUGCCAGAGGAACCAAAACCGGUAGAUAGCCCGGAGACACCACCUCAGUUCUUCAAAGUUAUCCUAUCUCCCCAUGCCUCUAAAUUAGUCUCGUGCAGAAACUGAUAAUAUAUGGGUGGUCUCCAUAGUUGUCGGAGGAGACCAGGGUCUGUAGUUGGAGAUGUUGCAAAAGGAAUGAUAUCAAACUUCCAGAACUCCAAACUCAUGGCUGAUGCUGCAAUAUCUUUUUUGCACAUCCCUGAUGAAUUUAUGAUGGAGUAUGGGGACAAUCUGCGAGAUGUUGUGUCGCUUGAGGUCCCAAAUGGUGCAAUAUGGAAAGUAAAAUUGCAUAACUGUAGUGGCAUGGCAUGGUUAAAGGAGGGUUGGAACAAAUUCAAGGAGUACUAUUCAAUUGGUUGUGGUUACUUUUUACUCUUCCGAUAUACUGGAAAUUCUCGUUUCUCUGUCUUUAUAUUUGAUUUAAGUGCUUCCGAGAUUGAUUAUCCUCCUGGCCCAAAUGAAGAGGAGAUUUCUCCUGGCCUAAAUGAAGAUUUGACACCAGAGAAUUUGUGUGUUGUGGCUGAGCCAGAGGAAAACCCCUUAACAUGUCAAGAAAAUAGUUGUGCGGAGACGUUACUGAUGAUAUCCCAGCCAUCAAGGCCAAAUGUAUAGAUAUCUUGAAGGCCAGUUUUCCUCUUACUUUUUUUUUUUUCAAGGAUUUAAGUUAUACGAAGGGGAGCCUUGGCGUAACCGGUAAAGUUGCUGCCAUGC